Gryllus bimaculatus (two-spotted cricket) is the source of this 737-nucleotide messenger RNA. The record is from the annotation of a GenBank genome assembly. Lineage: Eukaryota; Metazoa; Arthropoda; Insecta; Orthoptera; Gryllidae.
GAUCUUACUGGGAUGAACGAGAUUCCAGACCUGGACUACGUCUUGAAGCAGGAUCCGAAGGAAUGCGCGCGCAUGGUGGUCUGCGAACUGGCGACCAAGUCCCGAGGCAAACUUCUGGAAGACGAGCGCGCCAUUCUGGACUUCCUGAGUGUGGCAGCCGGCGACGCCAGGGCUGGUCAUGAUGCCGGCGGCCGGGCGGCGUUCCAGCAAGCGGCGGCGCUGGGGCGACGUUGGAGGGACAGCUGGCGCUGCGCGGACGAAUACAGCAAGUGCCCCUACACGGCGUGGCAGGUGCUCAAACUACUCCGCACUUCCUGAGACCGGCCCGGUCGCCGGUCGGCCGCCGCCGCUGGCGCCUUCGCCGCGCAACGCCGCCCUACGCCGCCUUCGCUGUCGUCGCCGCCGCCGCCACCACCACCACCGAUUCCGCGCCUCCCCAGCUCCUUCCGCCUGCCAGUCGUCGAGCUGGCCUCCGUACGUUGACGCGUGCUUUCCCAUGACAGUGCUUCGCUUGGAGAGCAGAGAUGGAACUACUUUUCCUGUCUGGUGACGCCGGCGCGGGACUGGUGCAUGUGACUAGGUGUACCUGGGCAAUAACCUUCGUGCUUGGGUUGUUGACUAGCCCACAAAGGAGAACAUUUGAGCGAUCUGCAUUAUCUGCAAAUUUUGGAAGGUCGAGAUGAGCAAAAGGGGACGUCUGGAGUCCACACUCUUAUGAAUGCGAUCUGAUCAAGAUG